AUGAGCGGAGAUGACGACACCAAGGGGUGUGACCAGUUUCUGAAGAAAAAUGUGGUGCGCUCUGUUAACGAGGCGGCUGUUCAGGUCAUCGCCAUCGUGAUGGACGUGUUUACUGACGUGGACAUAUUCAAAGAAACUGUGGAAGCUUCUUUACGAGGAGUCCCCGUUUACAUCCUUCUGGAUGAUUCCCAUUUGAAAAGUUUCCUUAAAAUGACUGAAGAUCAAGAAAUCAACCUAAAGCACUUAAGGAAAAUGAGGGUGCGCACCGUGAAGGGUUCGGAGUACCUCUGUCGAUCAGGAGCCAAAUUUCAUGGAGCAAUGAAGCAGACGUUUGUUUUAAUCGACUGCCACAAGGCCAUUUAUGGCUCAUACAGCUUCUCCUGGUCUUUUGAGAAGAUCCACCUGAGCAUGGUUCAGGUCAUCUCCGGUCAUCUAGUGAAGUCCUAUGAUGAGGAGUUUCGGACGCUCUAUGCCCAUUCGACUGUUCCGGCUGAACUGAGCCCUCCAGAGGGCUGUAAGAGUCUGUCUUACAGCAAUGGACUUCCCACACAACAAAAGACCCCAUCUUCUCAUUCUGCUAUAAAACUUGGGCGGAAUAACCAGUUGAGGCAAUCCUUGGACUUCAUCAAUCGGAAAACCAAUGAACGGAAAUUUGGCACCAGAGAAAUAAAAGAGGAAGGUAACAUGCUCGGGCCUUUAGUUGAAAAUAAUAUCAGUCUUCCUCAUCAAAUGCCCCAGUUUCACCAGAUUGAAUCUGAACCUUUUAAUAUGUUUAAAAGGCACAGCUAUGCUGGUGAAAGACAAGAAGGAAACACUCCGCACAUCAUUAGACCCAGAGGGAGCAACUGGAACAUAACCAAAGAUACAGGAAAUGUCCUGAAUAACUACUCUAUGGAUAAUUAUUUGCUAACACCACAGAAAUACAGAGGUCAUAACAUGCGGCAGUCUUAUAACGGCAUUGACAAACAGGCACUCUGCUUGCAGCAGAACAUACCAACACUGGAGAAUACAUCUAAGGCAUUUAUGCGCACGUGGAGGAUCGAAUCUUACCUUAAAAACCCAGAGGCUCCAUCUCCAGAUGCUUUUGACUACUUAGACCAGUAUGAGACUCAAGACAAUACGAGUGCCUUAAUGCAAGGAAGGAUGAGGACCUCUCUUGUUCUCAGGUCCCCAAUACCAGAACAAAUGGAGCCAAACAGACGCAUGAUCAACACUUCUGCUGUUGCCGGCCUCUCAGCAGCCCACAACUCUUCUUUGCACUACUCUUCAAUGCAAUGGGAUACUGCUGCAGAAGCUGGGAACAGAUUUAACUCUCAUGACUUCAUAUCAAAGAAACAAAGUCUGCAGAUUUUGGAUGAUUUUCAAGACAAAGCGAGCUAUGGCACAGGAGGAAACUCCUUCCACCCUACAUAUGCCAGCCUGGGCAGACCUAAGCUUGGACAGAUAAUGACAAACCCUGACACCCUGAAAGAAGAUUGGCACAAAAGGCACAGUGUGGCAGAUCCACGGUCAAACACUGCGCAUACACAUGAAUACUUGGGUCACAUGUAUGGAAAUGCUACAAGGACACAAGUAAACAGAAGCUCAGCAGAGCUUAGUGCACAGGCUGUAAGCUGUAGAUCAAGUCUGAAUGAAGAUCAGAGAUCUGUCUCCCACUAUGACGUCAAGAGUAUCAAAGACACGCAAGACCCUAAUAAUCCUAUUUGGCAGGAACCACCAUCCAGGACAGUGUCUGCAGCAGCCCUGGACCUUAAAACAAAAGAUUUGACCAAUAAAUCUAACAACUCUCAGCAAUAUUUAAAGACCAGUACCAAGAAAAUCAAAUCUUUGUUAAACAUACCGGAGAAAAGAGAGAGCUCCAUCAUAACCAGUGAAACGCCAAGUCUGAAUUCAGGUGGCAGCUCCGACACCAUCACCGCUGAGGAUGAAGAGGGGAAAACGUACGGUAAAAAAAUUAGUCCUCAAGCUAUACACCAAACAAGCAGUUCUGUCAAGGUCUCAUCAAAAUUUCCAAAGCCUCAUUUCAAAAGCGAGAAAACCCAAAUCUCACCGCAGAACUCUCUCACCAAAAUGCCCUCAUGGAAGAAACCCUCCAUUCUCGAGAAAAGCUCAAAGCCCGGAGCUGGCAAUCAAUCGAACAUCACGUGCGAUUCAUUCUCUUCGUUUGAAAAGAAAAGCACUCGGCCUACCAGUUUUAGGCGCUCUCAGUCUCAGGACAAAUCCAAAAGCAGUUCUAAAGACGAUGCAGCUGCUGAACACAUUAGUCGAACUGCUCGGGGCCAUCAUGAAAACAAGCUGGAGAGAUUCUUUCAAAGGGUGGGAAGUUUUAUAAACAAGAACAAAUAGUGAGCGCCACUUCAGCAGGACACAAUUUACACAGGUC
Nematolebias whitei (Rio pearlfish) is the source of this 2383-nucleotide messenger RNA. It is a transcript of the gene sack1b, whose product is annotated as family with sequence similarity 83 member B. The record is from RefSeq and is a predicted model, not a curated record. Gene Ontology annotation, biological process: epidermal growth factor receptor signaling pathway. The transcript has 4 exons. Lineage: Eukaryota; Metazoa; Chordata; Actinopteri; Cyprinodontiformes; Rivulidae. Gene Ontology annotation, cellular component: membrane; cytoplasm. Bases 1 to 2346 code for a protein of 781 amino acids.